Messenger RNA from Daldinia loculata, 2340 nucleotides. RefSeq names its product fungal-specific transcription factor domain-containing protein. Lineage: Eukaryota; Fungi; Ascomycota; Sordariomycetes; Xylariales; Hypoxylaceae. The transcript is spliced from 6 exons. Gene Ontology annotation, cellular component: nucleus. The coding region runs from base 1 to 2340 and encodes 779 amino acids. The record is from RefSeq and is a predicted model, not a curated record. Gene Ontology annotation, molecular function: DNA-binding transcription factor activity, RNA polymerase II-specific; zinc ion binding; RNA polymerase II cis-regulatory region sequence-specific DNA binding. Gene Ontology annotation, biological process: DNA-templated transcription; positive regulation of transcription from RNA polymerase II promoter by galactose.
AUGGCUGGUUGCAACGGAUUAAGACCGUGCAGUACAUGUGAUAAACGGGACCUAGAGUGCCUGUACACGCCGACAAGCCAGGAAACCGGUUCGCAAGAGCCCCUUGGAUCACCGUCUAAACGUCGACGUAUCGACCAGUCACCGAGGACGUUGAAGUUAGAAUCUGGUCAGACAAUCGCGACGCAUACUCCGUUUUUAGCGUCGUGGGAUCAGUCUACUAACAGGUCGAUGAGCCUAGCAGAAAUAGAACCGCUUGAAUCGAGCGAAAAGAAACUCAUGGGGACGACACGUCAUUUGCUCGCCAACAACGACCGCGAGUUCGAUACUCGUUCGCGGAUCAGCAAUGUUAGUGGAGCUGCAGACGAAAUAAGUCGCAUCAUGUUUAUACCAAGGAUGCUUCAGGAUAAGACAGGAAAGCUACAAUACGUCGGGGAGUCGGGGAGUCUUGCUUACUUGCAGUUGAUUCGCAUAAUCGUUGAAAGUGCUUCCGGGGUGUCUCACUUCACUAAUGAUCCCCUUAGGCACAACAUAUUGGAGAAUAGCAUCGAGCUCCCGCCAGGCACGAGGUUAACUGGGGUUCUCCCAAAUAGAAAGACAGCUGACAUACUAGUCGAGUCAUUUUUUGUAAAUACAUCGGGGCUUGUGGAAGUUUUCCAUAAACCGGACUUCCUCCAGCUGGUGGAAGAAUGCUACAGCAAUCCUCUAAAUGCUAGCUCGCCAGAUUUAUGCAUACUGAACCUGGUUUUCGCUGUCGGCCUAGUUAUUGCUCGUCCAUUGCAGGGGACUAGUGAGGCAGCCGUGAUUGAAAGCCUGCACUCCGAACCCGUUAAUCGUGCUGAAUUGUUCUUUCGAAAUGGCAAGAAAAACGGUACAGAGUCGGGAUUUGAGGAUGCAGACUUCUGGUCAAUCCAGGCCCUCAUUCUUAUGUCUCUCUAUAAGUUAUCAAUCUCUGGAAGGAAUGCGUCACACGCCUACCACGGAAUGGCAGUGCGGUCUGCGCAGGCGUUGGGAUUACAUAGAGAAGAAGAAAGCAUAGAUGUCUUCGAUCCCCACAUCAUUCACCUUCGGAGAAGCGUGUGGAAGACUCUAUUCGUCCUCGAUCGUAUCCUUGCAGCGAGUCUCGGACGUCCUAUGACUAUAUCAAUAGAGGACUGCCCCGAAUAUAUGCUUUACCAUUCGAUAGGCGCUACAACCGACAAGCGCAUGAUAGACGAGGUAACAGACUCAGCGGCGCUAGACGUUGCCGUAAGAAGUUGUCAUUUAGUCGGGUCGAUGCUUAGGAAAGUUUACGCCGAGAGAAAGGUAUCAACUCUUGUUGCACAGGAAAUCGCAGAUCGCCUCGAAAGUUGGGAGCGAGAACUACAUCGGGAUUUUCAUUGCCAACGGCUCUUGGAUGGUUCAGUUGACUCAUCGCAAGUUAUUGCCUCCCUUCAUAUCAACCUCCUACACUGCCACUCAGUGCUGCUCCUUACAAGACCUUUUUUUCUAUAUCUUCUAAAGAUGUGUGACGACUCGUCUAGGGGUUCUAAGAAGCCGCCUCAUGUCAGUUCAAGAUUAGAAAGGUUUUCUCAGGCCUGCGUCGAGGCUUCGCAGCGUACGAUAAUCCUAGCACGAGCCGCGUUCGAUGCCGAAUACUUGCCACAGUGCAAUCCUUUCGUAAUAUAUUUUGUUUUCUCGGCCGCUCUUAUCCUCUUAAGUAACGAGUUUGCCUCAUUGUACCAUAAUCCCGAUGCGGACAAUGCGAUUCGCAGUACCUUCAUCAUUCUCCAGUACUGUAAGGAGAGAGAUGCUAUAGCCGAGAGAGUCUUGGAAAUCAUCGAGCUCUUUCACGAUGCAAACAUAAAUCGACCUGAGACGGCCAAGAGAAUACAUUUACCUGGCCGCAAGAUACCGACCAUGUUACAUACCUUCCAGGGUGAACCAAUGCCACCCUUAUUCCGCCAUGCCAAAAUCGAACGACAGGAGUUCUACAUGAGUGAUGUGGCGCCGGCAAAAGAGCGUCAAAUAGUCGGUAUACCGGCAGCGGCUUCGGAACAGAAUAUGCGUCCCAUGAUGGCACCAAUGCUCCAGCAACCCAGUCCAGAAGGGAGUGUGUCGUUGAACAGCGGUAUCACAGCCGCGAGCAUGGCACCGGGAAUGGAAGCCCUCGGUAACGUCGAUUCGGAAAUCGACUUUGAUAGCUUAUGGCCAGCCUGGCGGCGUCCUCCGUCUACUAGCGGUAUGGAUAUCCCACCGCCCUUGCAUCAUAUAGAGUCAUUUGGAUCUUAUGGGCUUCAUCAGCCGCCGAUGCCGCAUGGGAACAAUCUCAACCACCCAUUUCCGCCUUCAAAUUUUCGUUAA